AUGUUCUCGCAGAGGUCGCGUUAUUUCUCCCAGCUGUCGAGAUCUUAUCCGAUUUUGAAGCUCGUUGACAUUUACGAUCGCCAGUCUUUUAUACGAGCAUACGUUUUGGAUAACUUUUACAUUUGUAUUUUGAUGUACAUCCUGUUCUACGCGUCAUUAUGGUACGCUAAUUAUGUAAUCAAACGAAUUGAAAACUCGAAUCGGAAAAUGUCAAUGACAGUUGCAGAGAACAAGACAAAAUUAGACAGAUUAGUGUCGCUGAAAAAUAAAAAGGCGGAAUUCGAAGAAGUGAUCGUGAAAACGACAGAUACGCAAAAAAUUACUACGCAAUAUCUAGAAGAUGAAAUGUAUAGGCUCAGCGCGGAAUUAAUUACGACGUCCAAUAAAAUAGUCGAAUUAGAGAGAAUCGUUGAAAAAUACAAAUAUCCAGACAAAUCGCUUACACAUUCAACCGAUAUCAUCGCAACCGGUGAAGGAGAAUGUAUACAAGGACACGAGGAUACCGCGAAUCCGCUCGAGAAGUUCAAGAUCCUCGAACCGUCAUUUCCGCCGUCUCUACCACCGGAACCUCCGCCUCGGAAGUACGGGAUCUUUGUCAGUCGACCGCCUGGGCAACCUACGAAUAGAAAUUCUUCAAGACACAGCAAUUAUCAUGACGGUGAUCGAAAGAGGUAUUCUAAACGACUCAAGAUGCACUCGCGACGAUCUUCGUAUUAUAACAUGCGUAAGAUCCAUAUAGAUUCCUUAAAGAAUGUCACACCUUUUACCAAAUCAUUAUUAGGACUUGCUACAAUGUUUUACCGAGUUUUACAUUAA
Molecule: messenger RNA, 816 nt
Organism: Nylanderia fulva
Lineage: Eukaryota; Metazoa; Arthropoda; Insecta; Hymenoptera; Formicidae
Source: RefSeq, a predicted model, not a curated record